Molecule: messenger RNA, 2718 nt
Organism: Durusdinium trenchii
Lineage: Eukaryota; Dinophyceae; Suessiales; Symbiodiniaceae
Source: the annotation of a GenBank genome assembly
AUGGUCCUCUCCUAUCAGGAGCUUUUGCGAGAGGCUGCAAAAGCGCAGCUCAGGAGACUGUGCACAGUAAAAAAGAAGAGGGUGAACUUGAAUGUCCCGUCUUGGGUUGUUCAAGAGUUCAAGUCCCGGCCUCAAAAUGAGACCGCGGCUUUGCUGAUGAGCUGCAACUUCGACAAGGCCAAGUUCAUCUCUUCCCUGGAGAUUGUGGUGAAGAAAAGAUCAUCUCUAAAGGUGACCAUUGAGGAAGAGUGGCUGACCGAAAAGGAGAUGAAAGAUGACUAUGGUUGGAGCCCGAAGAACGUCUACGAUGGGAUGGAGGAGUACUACGUUGUCAUCAAGGAGAAAGGUUCACGAGAACAGGAACAGGUUGAAGAGGAGACCCGAAAGAAAUCAAAGGCCUUGGAGGCUUCUGAGGAGCCGAACCUUUCCGCUGGGGCCUUUGAUGGCCUGACAAAGCUUCAAGAGCGCCAAUCUGCAGAAGUUGCCGUACCGGCAGUCCCGGAAGCACUUUCCCAAACCAAGAAGAAACUGCGCAAGUUCUUGGACGCUAUGAUCCAGAAGUCAGGCAAGAUCAGAUGCCUAGUCAGGGAAAUCAACGAUUCCUACUCGAAGAGUGAUCUGCUGCAGAAGUCCAGACGUCAGUUGGAGGAGGAACUCCAGAAAUUGGAUUCCCAGUAUGAUGCCUGCAACACUGUGAUGCUCAGAGGGGAGGUCAACGGAUUUCAGCCGGAGAAUGCAAAGAAGUACGAGAAGAAGGAUGCGGAUCUUUCCCCGGGAGAGAAUCGCAAGCCCACUGUGAAGCAGGAGAAGAAUGAGAAGAACAAGAAGGAGAAGAAGGAGAAGGAGAAGAAGGAGAAGGGCAGGUCUAAGCACGGAAAGGGUAAGAGUGCUGGCAAUGCUCUGCAGACUUUGAGCAAAGAUGUCGGUGAAGGAGCUUUGGCCUCAGCCAUCGCUGCAAUGCAGUGGUCUAUCCAAACAACCAUGAGACAAAUGGCCUCGACUUGCAGAGCUGUGAUUAGAGCAGCGCGUGGAGUUUUGAGUGAUAUCGGGGAGACAGCUGCGGAAGCCAGCAGUGGUCUCAUAGAGUUGAGCCGGUGUACUUUAAGCAACAGUGAAAGGGAUGUUGAGCGAGUGUCCAGGAAGUACAAUCUUCAGCUCCCUGUUCCCAUCAGAGAAAUUCAGAAAUCUCCUGGUGUCCGCUACUCCGGGAACUUUCACGUGAUCGCUUUGGAAAGCUGGCUUCAAUUCAUCAUCGAUCACAACGUCUGGCAUAUGUUACUAGGCCUGCACAAUGCAGACCCGAAACGGGAAAGGGCCUUGCUUCGCGAGUUUUGGCGCUUGUAUCGGCUUGCUGAGCCUGACCAUCAAGUGUGGGCUGAAAUUGAGAAGCAUGGUAUCAAAGUUGAACAUCUUUUGCCCGUCGUGAUGCACGGCGACGAGGGGUGCGGCCGGAAACGCGGCCCUUUCCUGGUGACCUCAUAUCAUUCAAUGAUAGGAUUCGGGACGGUUUUAGCAAAUGCCAACAGAAAAACAAAAUCCUACCUGCAGCUUCGAUUGAAUUACGUGGGCUCCACCCACUCCAGCAGAAUGAUCACUGGGUGUCUACCCAAGAUGCACAAAGACGAGCAGGCGCUUGAUGACCUUUUAACUUUCAUGACAGGCGAUUGUCUCAGAUCAUUUCAGCAGGGCGUCACUGGCAAGCAUGGUGAACGGUACCAUGCUGCUUGUCUGAAUGCAGUUGGAGAUUGGGCAUGGCUCCAAAAGUGCGGCCACUUGGAACGAUCCUAUUUGAACAUUCCGAAGAAAGCAUUGGUACAAACGAGCAAGCCCAAAGGGAUCUGCCACCUGUGCCACGCAGGGCGUUUGGAGCACGACUUCGAGGAUCUGAGCUUGAACCCUUCAUGGCUUCAGACGAUGUACUGCGAUGAGCCGUGGACAGUGAGACCCGUGCUUCUUCACCUCGCCCACUGCCCAUCACGGCCGGCAGAUUUCUUCAGCUACGACUUGUGGCAUGCGUUCCAUCUUGGUAUGGCAAAAAGUUUUGCCGCUUCGACAUUGGCACGUAUCACGGAUCGCUUCCCAGAAAGUACAGUCGACUCACGAUUUGAGCGUUUGACAUCGCUGUUCCUCACCUUCGCUGAUGAGCACCGUGAACCUACAUACAUCACAGCGCUGACGAAGGAAAGUUGCGGAUGGUAUGAUAGGAAAACCUAUCCCAACGGGCAGUGGAGCAAAGGCCACGUCAGUACAGUCUUGUUGCGUUUUCUUCAAAGUUACUUUGCGAGGUUUGACGUAUCAGAUGACAUCAUCCUGUCCAAGGCCAAGGCCGCAACGUCUGCAAUCAACACUUGCCUUCACGACAUGUAUUCUUCGGAUUUAUGGUUGGAGCCUUCCUUGAGCCAUCAGAUUGGUGGAAAAGGAAUGGAAUUUCUCCAGUUAUAUCAGCAACUUGCGAAAGUGUCCCAUGAUCAGGGGGAAGCGCUUUACCCUUAUAUGCCGAAGGCUCACAUCGUCCACCACGUGAUGUUGCGCUGUGCGACAUCACGUGGUGCGAUCUUGAACCCCUUAACGUUUGGGGUUCAGGUGGACGAGGAUUUCAUAGGGAAGAAGGCUCGGCUUGCUCGCAGAGUUGGACCGGGACAGGUGAUUUUGCGCGUGUUACAGCGGUCUUUGGCGGUAUCGUAUGCAUACUGGCAUGAGAUGGGCUUCAUCAAGUGA